UACGGACGUAUGUUAUCUCUCUUGUCGCACUCAACUUUGUUGGUCCACACCACUUAUACACGUAUAUAUGUACUAGUCGUUGUGCAUUUGUAUUCGUGCCUACUUUAUAUGUGGUCGUGGUCGUAGUCGUAGUUCUCGUCACGUUUUUCGUCGACGAAAUGUGAGACGAAGGAGACGAACGACAAUUUUUUACAAUUCAUUGACCGACGUUUAUAACAAUCAAAACAGUGUGAAUAGAAGAAUGUUUACUGAGUGUAGGAUGUGAUACUCAUGCCCGUAGCUAUUUCUUUAUAAACGAUUCGUAACAGACAGUUCGGUGGGAUAUAUGAAUUGUAAAUUGACGUUUGUCAAAUAGUGACAUCGGAAUUGAAAUACAAAUGAAUAUAAACAUGAGUAGUACGAUGAAAGACACAGCUGACACAAAACCGUACGAUGGGACAAAUUUUUAUAUAGGAUUAGGUUUAGCAAUCAGUUCCAGCGGGUUCAUAGGCGCUAGUUUCAUAAUUAAAAAAUUGGCGUUGAUGCGUCUCCAAAGACGUGGCGGGGUACGCGCUUCGUCCGGUGGAUUUGGCUACUUGAAAGAGUGGAUGUGGUGGACUGGUCUUUUAUCAAUGGGUAUUGGAGAAGCAGCUAAUUUUGCUGCUUACGCGUUCGCGCCAGCUUCGUUGGUCACUCCGUUAGGGGCACUUAGCGUUUUGGUAUCUGCGAUAUUGGCAUCCAAGUACUUAAACGAAAAGCUGAAUUUGUUGGGAAAGAUUGGAUGCACCCUUUGUAUCUUAGGCUCCACGAUUUUCGUGAUUCAUUCACCAAAGGAAGAAGAAGUCAGUACUCUGGAUGAGCUUCUAGAUAAAGUGGAAGCUCUAGGCUUCCUCAGUUACGUCUUCAUUGUGAUAUUAUGCAGCGUUUUAAUUAUAUUCUAUCUUGGCCCCAUUUACGGGAAACAAAAUAUUCUAGUCUACAUUUGGCUGUGUUCCUCGGUGGGUUCGUUAUCCGUCGUAAGUUGCAAGGGGCUAGGCCUUGCUUUGAAAGAAACUAUUACCGGACUUAGUAACGGAUUUGCGAACUCGUUGACGUGGAUUUUCUUGUUCGCUGUCAUAAUUUGUAUAAGCAUUCAAAUGAAUUAUUUGAACAGGUCACUCGAUCUGUUCGAAACGACGAUCGUCACACCAAUUUACUACGUGUGCUUUACCUCGUUAGUAAUAGUCGCGUCGGCUAUAUUGUUUAGGGAAUGGGAGAACAUGAGCAUCGAGGAUAUACUGGGUUCGAUCUCUGCUUUCCUCAUUGUAAUAAUCGCAAUUUUUCUGUUAAACGCGUUCAAGGAAAUGGACGUAAAUUACGAGAAUAUCAGGCACAUGUUGCAACCAAAGCGAAAACCCGUUUUCUGUAGCAGUGACAGGGUCGAUGAGAGAUUAUUAGCGAGGUUCGAAUCGGAUUUAAUAAGUCAUACGUACGGGGCUCAGACUUUGUCAAGAAGUUUAUAAGUCCGACUUGUAGUUCUCUAAAACGGUCUGCGCUUAUUUUAAUCAGAUCUCGAUGAUUUGUAAUGUAUUAUUAUUGUAGAUAAUAGCAAUAAGUACAGUUAAGUAUUUAAAACAAUUGGGAGAUCAAUUGUUAACGGCAUGUAUAAAAUAAAUUUUUUUAUGUUUUCCUCUA
Molecule: messenger RNA, 1653 nt
Organism: Ceratina calcarata
Lineage: Eukaryota; Metazoa; Arthropoda; Insecta; Hymenoptera; Apidae
Gene: spict
Product: magnesium transporter spict
Exons: 4
Coding region: 378-1481 (367 amino acids)
Biological process (GO): magnesium ion transport
Cellular component (GO): membrane
Molecular function (GO): magnesium ion transmembrane transporter activity
Source: RefSeq, a predicted model, not a curated record